AUUCAGUUCUGACUUCAGUCUUUAUUGUUAUUUGUUUGUGUCAAAUAUUUCUGUUAUUCGUAUAUUAUAAUUUUUUUGCUGUGUUGUGAAUUUGAAUCGUGUAUUGUUGUGUUCAGUUUAAAAUCCUUUGUUUUUCAAUUAUUUGAGAAACUACAUUAUAAUAAUUCAAAAUGAUGGACGAAGAUGUUGAACAACGGAUCAGGGAUAUUCAAAAAGAUUACCUCAGUUUUUUAGACGAUGAAGAAGAUCAAAAUGUUUACCAUAAAAAAGUAAAAACCAUGAUAGAUGAGAAAUGCCAAAGAUUAUUAAUCGACAUUAAUGACUUGCGUAAAAAAAAUCCAACCAGAACUCAAGCUUUGUUAACAAAUACAUUUGAAGAGCAAUUUGCUCUGGAACGUGCACUUAAGGAAUAUGUUGCCAAUAUUGAUUCUACUUUUGCAAAUCAAUUUGAUGAAUUCUUUGUUGCGUUUGAAGGUAGUUUUGGAAGUCGGCAUGUUACACCUAGAACAAUGAGUAGCAAGUUUUUAGGCAACUUGGUAUGUUUAGAAGGCAUUGUUACUAAGUGUUCUUUAGUACGACCAAAAAUUGUAAGGAGUGUUCAUUUUUGCCCAGUUACAAAAAAAACGAUUGAACGUCGAUAUACAGAUAUGACAUCUACUUCAGCGUUUCCUUCAAGUGCAGUAUACCCUACAAAAGAUGAGGAUGGCAAUCCUUUGGAAACUGAAUAUGGACUUUCAGUAUACAAAGAUCAUCAAACUGUAACUAUUCAAGAGAUGCCAGAAAAAGCGCCUGCUGGGCAGCUGCCUCGUUACGUUGAUAUUAUUUGUGACAAUGAUUUAGUUGAUUGUUGUAAACCAGGUGAUCGUGUACAAGUUGUCGGAAGCUACCGUUGUUUACCUGCCAAGCAAGGAAGUUACACAUCUGGUAAUUUUAGAACUAUUCUUAUUGCUAAUAAUGUAUCACAAUUGAGCAAAGACUCGACGUAUUCAAUUAGCAGAGAAGAUGUGUUUAACUGCAGAAAAUUAUCAAGAAAAAAGGGUGAUAUAUUCAACUUAUUGGCUCGAUCAUUAGCUCCGUCGAUCCAUGGCAAUAACUUUAUAAAAAAAGCUAUUUUAUGUCUUCUCUUAGGAGGAAUAGAAAAAGUUUUGCCUAAUGGUACACGGUUACGUGGUGACAUCAAUCUUUUACUUAUCGGUGACCCGAGUGUUGCUAAAUCGCAAUUACUUAGGUAUGUUUUAUGUGCUGCUCCCAGAGCUGUAGCUACUACAGGAAGAGGAAGCUCAGGUGUAGGAUUGACAGCUGCUGUGACUACAGAUCAAGAGACUGGAGAUAGAAGAUUGGAGGCAGGAGCUAUGGUUCUAGCUGAUCGUGGAGUAGUGUGCAUUGAUGAAUUUGAUAAAAUGUCCGACAUGGAUCGUACAGCUAUACAUGAAGUGAUGGAACAAGGUAGAGUUUCUAUUUCAAAGGCCGGUAUACAUGCUAGGUUAAAUGCUAGAUGUUCGGUUUUAGCUGCUGCUAAUCCUGUUUAUGGGCGUUACGAUCAAUAUAAAACACCAAUGGAAAAUAUCGGUCUUCAGGAUUCUUUGUUAUCUCGAUUUGAUUUGUUGUUUGUUAUGUUGGAUUCACCAGACAGUGAAAAUGACCGUUUGAUUUCUGAGCACGUUGUACGUAUACAUAGGUACAGGGAUCCGAAAGAGCAAGACGGCGAGGCCUUGCCAAUGGGUUCAGGUGUUGAUAUUUUGAGUACUAGAAAUUUAGAAAUUGAUGAAAAUGACCCAUCGAAAACACGUAUGUUUGAAAAGUAUGAACCAUUGCUUCAUGGUCCUCGUAGUAAGUCUGAACAAACAUUAAGCAGUCAGUUUAUGCGAAAGUACAUACAUAUAGCAAAAUGUGUAAGACCUGUACUAACAGAAGAAGCUUCCGAUGUAAUAUCUGAAGAAUACUCGAGACUUCGAUCACAAGAAGCGGUUGAAUCCGAUGCAGCUAGAACUCAACCUGUUACAGUCAGAACACUAGAGACAUUAAUCCGUUUGGCUACAGCUCAUGCUAAAGCUCGACUUUCCAAGAAUGUUGAACAACAAGAUGCUCAAGCAGCCAUUGAACUAGUUCAAUUUGCGUAUUUCAAAAAAGUCCUGGAAAAACCUAAAAGGAAACGGCAACAUAGUGAUGAUGAGUCUGAUGCAGAACAAGAAGGAUCGCCUGAUAAACCUCCCAAGAGGAAACCUAGACAAAAUGGUGAAGAUCCUUAUGCAUUUGAAGAAGAGGUGGAAAAUGACCAAGAUGAAAUGGAAGUGGAAGCAACAGACACACAGGAUACCCCAAGUACUAGUGGUCCUCCACCUGUAGCACAAACGUCUAUUACUCCAGACAGAUAUAAAGUAUUUAAAACUACUUUGAGUAAUGUAUUCCAGAAACUUAGAGUUCAAUCUUUAAGUUUUACUCGAAUGCUGACUUGGAUAAAUGAAGAACAUGCAACAAGUACCUUUACUGAAAAUGAAGCCUAUGCUGCAAUUUAUAAAAUGAUGGAUGCUAAUUUUAUUAUGUUCUCUGAUGGAAUUAUAUUUUUGAUUUAGUAAAACAUUUUAACUGAAAACUAUGUUCUUAAAAUUAAUAAUAGCAAUAGUUUUUGUUUGUUUGUUUAUUUCUUACAAUAAUUAAACCAUCUUGUAUAGGUACAAAAAAUACAU
This is a messenger RNA of Adelges cooleyi (spruce gall adelgid), 2687 nucleotides long. It is a transcript of the gene Mcm3, whose product is annotated as DNA replication licensing factor MCM3. The transcript has 2 exons. NCBI's taxonomy places the organism in Eukaryota, Metazoa, Arthropoda, Insecta, Hemiptera, Adelgidae. Gene Ontology annotation, cellular component: nucleus; MCM complex. Gene Ontology annotation, molecular function: ATP hydrolysis activity; ATP binding; single-stranded DNA binding. Gene Ontology annotation, biological process: mitotic DNA replication initiation; DNA replication; double-strand break repair via break-induced replication. The record is from RefSeq and is a predicted model, not a curated record. The coding region runs from base 171 to 2573 and encodes 800 amino acids.